Ziziphus jujuba (common jujube) is the source of this 1464-nucleotide messenger RNA. RefSeq names its product geranylgeranyl pyrophosphate synthase 7, chloroplastic. Gene Ontology annotation, molecular function: prenyltransferase activity. Gene Ontology annotation, biological process: isoprenoid biosynthetic process. NCBI's taxonomy places the organism in Eukaryota, Viridiplantae, Streptophyta, Magnoliopsida, Rosales, Rhamnaceae. The record is from RefSeq and is a predicted model, not a curated record. Bases 144 to 1232 code for a protein of 362 amino acids. The transcript has a single exon.
AUCAAAAGGAAUAACCAUAAGGUAUACAAUUUGACUACAAAAAAGCAUAUUCCUAUCUUGAUCAUCUUCAUAAUUUAUAUAAGUAGAAGCCACACAAAACCACAUCAAUCAGAACAAAACUUUUCGCAAAAAAACCCAUUUCAAUGGCCCUCUUAGGAACAAUCCCUUUCUGUGACAGAAGUUCAUUUUUUCUCAAAAACCCAACAAUUAUUCUCAAAACCCCGAUAAGAACCACAUUUGAUUACCUCCAAUUUGUCCCUUCAAGCACAAAGAUCAUCCACUCAUCUCUAACCCAACCAGUAGUCCCCAAAGAACAAACCAACAUAUCACUUCAACCCCAUUUGCCUAUCUUCCAAUUCGAGCAAUAUAUGAAAGAGAAGGCAAAAAUUGUUAAUGAAGCACUAGAAGAGGCCGUCCCUCUGCAACAUCCGGUGGAAGUUCAUAAGGCAAUGAGAUAUUCUCUUUUAGCCGGUGGGAAACGAAUACGUCCAAUUCUAUGCUUAGCUUCAUGUGAAUUAGUAGGAGGAGAUGAGUCUCUAGCUAUCCCAGCUGCUUGUGCUGUGGAAAUGAUUCACACCAUGUCACUAAUUCAUGAUGAUCUCCCAUGCAUGGAUAACGAUGAUCUUCGACGUGGAAAACCAACGAACCACAAGGUUUUCGGUGAAGAAACCGCCAUCCUUGCCGGUGAUGCUCUUCUCUCUCUUUCAUUUGAGUACAUAGCAAACAAAACGACAAAAGUUUCAGCCAACCGUGUGGUUCGAUCAAUCGUUGAGCUUGGUUCAGCUGUCGGCUCAACAGGACUCGUGGCUGGGCAAAUUUUGGACCUUUAUGGGGAGGGAAAAGAUGUGAGUUUGAGAGAGUUGGAACAAAUCCAUGUCCAUAAGACUGCAAAGUUACUUGAGGCCGCUGUAGUUUGCGGGGCUAUAAUUGGAGGAGGGAAUGAGAUGGAGAUUGAGAGGGUGAGGAAAUAUGCUCGGUGCAUAGGGUUGUUGUUUCAAGUUGUGGAUGAUAUUUUGGAUGUGACAAAAUCAUCAGAGGAGUUGGGAAAGACGGCUGGGAAAGAUUUGGUAACAGAUAAAGCUACUUAUCCAAAGCUCAUGGGUGUUGAAGGUGCAAGAAAAUUUGCAGCAACAUUGCUGGAUAAAGCUUUGGAGGAGAUUGCUCAUUUUGAUACCUUAAAGGCUGCUCCUUUAUAUUAUUUGGCUGUUUAUAUUGCCAAUCGCCAAAACUAGUACUCUUUUUGUUAAAUUUUGUUUGGUCUUACUUUAAGUAUAUAUAUAUGAAUAUGUACUAUCGCAUGAAUACCAGUUUUCUAUUCGUUAAGUACAUAUAUGGAUAAAUUGUAAAACAUAACCAUAAGUUUAAUUACAAAUAUUCCGUCUAUAUCUAUAUAAUGUAUAUUUCUGUUUGUAUUUUACUAUGUCAUUGCAAUAAUGGUUAUUUCGUCAAAGGUAAAUGUUCUUA